UUACCCACAAUGCAGUAGUAUUUCCCGACAUACAUUGCGAGUUCAAAAUGGCCGCGCCCAUGUCAGCAGACGCCCUGUCCAGCGCUGUGGCUGAGGGAAAUACUCCUGCUGUGCAAUACCUCCUGAGUCAGAGAGUCCAGGUAAAUGUGCAAUCAUCUGAUGGGUUCUACCCCUUGUGUCUCGCUGCAUUUUGGGGUUACAGCGACAUCGUGGAGCUGCUACUGAAAAAUGGGGCAGGGAUAAACGUGUGUAACAGUGGCACUAAGUGGACUGCCCUGCACUGUGCAGCCUUUCAAGGGCAUGGCAAGGUCAUUCUGAAGUUGAUGCAGCACAAACCUGAUCUGCAGAUGAAGGAUGCCAAAGGGAGAACAGCUGCCGACUUUGCCUCUGCCCUUGAUGCCAUCUGGCCUUUUUUUGCAGCUGCAGGAUGUAAAAGAACAGCCAAGUCUGAGCUGAUCAGGAUGGAGAUAGUACAGAAGGUGAAGGACAUUGACCCGACCAUGCCCCAGUCUGACCUCGCCCACUUCUCACGACCCGGGUCAGCCUAUGUCAUGAGGUCACAACCCCUCAGAGGUCAAAGGGCAACGGAUGUGCAAAUGGCAGCAGCAGCUAGUGGAGAUGUGCUGAUGUCAUCAGGAGAACACAGGACAGCCUCCAGAACACAGCCUGCCUUCAACAUGUGGAGAACCUGAGAGGGAAACCUGGGUUGUAGCCAGCGUCUGUCUUUCCCUCAUUGACAGAAUUUUGCCAAAUCCGUCAUCUCAUUAAAAAUCAGCAUGUAAGACCACACCAAUGUAAUUUGUUGUUUCUCAGAUUUUUUCAGAAAAAAUAUGAAGAGACAUGGCGAAAUAAAAAAAACAGG
Molecule: messenger RNA, 862 nt
Organism: Branchiostoma belcheri (Belcher's lancelet)
Lineage: Eukaryota; Metazoa; Chordata; Leptocardii; Amphioxiformes; Branchiostomatidae
Product: ankycorbin-like
Exons: 7
Coding region: 48-692 (214 amino acids)
Molecular function (GO): protein binding
Source: RefSeq, a predicted model, not a curated record